AUGGAUAAGUAUGUGACAGAGGAGGAAGUAGAUAGUUUUCGAGCAAGAAGUGAAAGUGACCAACAUUGGGAGUUGAGGAAGAGUUUCAUUCUCAGGCAUCUUACGUCCUAUCCAAAGAAUCGCCUUCUAUGUCUUGCCCAAUUAUUCGUUAAUGCUAAUAUUCUGGGUUGUGUUUAUGAUCCUGAACUAACGCGAGAAGUAAAUGAAUUAGGUAGUGGUCUAAUGGAGAAGUACAGACAGAACUACAAUCGUAAUUACGAGGGACGUGCAGAAGUCGUCAAAGCUAAGAGGAGGCGAGAAGAUGAGGCUUUUGAGCCUAAAAAAGAAUCACCAAUGGAAAGCAAAAAGAAGGUUACAAUUUUGAGAGUUACAUUCUUCAGCAAGGUGUUCGUUUUCUUGAAAGCCCAGUCAGGAGUAACGGAUAGAGGAUUAAAUCCUUUACAAAGACUGAAUCAAAUUGUUGCCAGACUAAAAGUUGGAUGGCAGCUGGCUGACGUUGAAGGAGUUCCUUCUCUCCUCAUUGAUGGCGUUGUUGUUUUGUCCAACCGUUUUCUUACUUCGAAAGCUGUUGAAGUCAAGCACUACGCAGCUGCAGGUGCUCUGCAUGCUGUUAACAUGGCAAAAAUCAUUUACAAGAACGAAAGGUUUGAGUUGUGGCACGGAGAUAUAGGUCCAAAGAAUUGUUACGUUGACUUCAUCCGGAGUAUGUUACGUAGGAUGUACGCAGUGCUUCCGGUUACGGGCUCCGCUGAGAGGCGUCUAGAAGUAGGCUUUCGCAAUGUAGGCACAUACCUUGAUUACAGGACGAAGAAGGGAACUGGGUGGGAACAGGAGAUUUCGUUCUUUGUCAUGAAUGUUCUGCUUGCAUCGAAAGUGUUGAGGAAAGGGGACUGCGCGAAGAAUAAAGAGUUUGAACAUAGAGAAAUUAUGGCAAGGGAAGUUAUUAAAGCCUUAUCGGAAAAGGAGCUAGAAUUUGAGGAGAACGACACAGGCUUCGUAUUAAGGAGAAAGCAAGUCGCAUGA
Molecule: messenger RNA, 1023 nt
Organism: Enterobius vermicularis (human pinworm)
Lineage: Eukaryota; Metazoa; Nematoda; Chromadorea; Rhabditida; Oxyuridae
Source: the annotation of a GenBank genome assembly